Messenger RNA from Pistacia vera, 2515 nucleotides. RefSeq names its product serine/threonine-protein phosphatase 2A 65 kDa regulatory subunit A beta isoform-like. Gene Ontology annotation, biological process: protein dephosphorylation. The record is from RefSeq and is a predicted model, not a curated record. The transcript has 12 exons. Bases 138 to 1799 code for a protein of 553 amino acids. Gene Ontology annotation, molecular function: protein binding; protein phosphatase regulator activity. Lineage: Eukaryota; Viridiplantae; Streptophyta; Magnoliopsida; Sapindales; Anacardiaceae. Gene Ontology annotation, cellular component: cytoplasm; protein phosphatase type 2A complex.
ACGGUCCAAAACAAAAAGAAACAAAAAUAAAUCAAAUCAAAUCUAUUGGCUUUAGAUCUCUCUCUACAUUUUCACCAGAUCAAGCACUUUGGUCGCUCAAGCCAAGCCUCUGUAGGUGUGAGAUCUUGCGAGCCAAGAUGGCUAUGAUCGAUGAGCCACUUUACCCAAUCGCAGUUCUAAUUGAUGAGCUGAAAAAUGAUGAUAUUCAGCUUCGUUUGAACUCAAUCCGGCGGCUAUCAACUAUAGCUCGUGCUCUUGGAGAGGAGAGGACUCGGAAGGAGUUGAUACCGUUUUUGAGUGAGAAUAAUGAUGACGACGACGAAGUACUUCUUGCAAUGGCGGAAGAAUUGGGGGUUUUCAUUCCUUAUGUUGGUGGUUUGGAGCAUGCAAAUGUGUUGCUUCCUCCACUGGAGACCUUGUGCACUGUUGAGGAAACUUGUGUGAGGGACAAGUCAGUGGAGUCACUGUGUAGGAUUGGUUCGCAGAUGAGGGAACAAGACGUGGUUGAGUGUUUUAUUCCAUUAGUCAAGAGGCUGGCUGGUGGCGAGUGGUUUUCAGCUCGAGUCUCAUCAUGUGGUUUGUUUCAUAUUGCAUACCCAAGUGCUCCAGAAGCGUUAAAAACUGAACUUCGAACAAUAUACAGGCAACUGUGUCAAGAUGACAUGCCCAUGGUUAGGAGAUCUGCUGCAACAAACCUUGGAAAAUUUGCUGCAACGGUUGAAUCUGCCCACUUGAAGUCCGAAAUCAUGUCUAUAUUUGAGGAGUUGACACAGGAUGAUCAAGAUUCUGUUCGGUUGUUGGCUGUUGAGGGUUGUGGAGCUCUAGGAAAGUUGUUGGAAUCCCAAGAUUGUGUGGCUCAUAUUCUACCUGUUAUAGUUAAUUUCUCUCAGGAUAAGUCUUGGCGUGUUCGUUACAUGGUUGCAAAUCAAUUAUAUGAGUUAUGUGAAGCUGUUGGUCCUGAGCCUACCAGGUUGGACGUGGUUCCUGCAUAUGUUCGGCUACUUCGUGAUAAUGAAGCUGAAGUACGUAUUGCUGCUGCAGGAAAAGUAACGAAAAUUUGCCGGAUUUUGAAUCCAGAACUUGCAAUCCAGCAUAUUCUUCCUUGUGUAAAGGAAUUGUCAACAGAUUCAUCUCAGCAUGUUCGUUCUGCUUUAGCUACAGUUAUAAUGGGAAUGGCUCCAGCUUUAGGAAAGGAUGCAACAAUAGAGCAACUGCUGCCUAUUUUCCUUUCUCUUCUAAAGGAUGAAUUUCCUGAUGUCCGACUUAAUAUUAUUAGCAAGCUUGAUCAAGUGAACCAGGUGAUUGGAAUUGAUCUGCUAUCCCAAUCUCUGUUGCCAGCAAUUGUUGAACUUGCAGAGGAUAGACACUGGAGGGUUCGACUUGCAAUAAUUGAAUACAUACCAUUAUUGGCAAGUCAAUUGGGUGUCGGGUUCUUUGAUGAUAAGCUUGGUGCUCUUUGCAUGCAAUGGUUAAAAGAUAAGGUUUAUUCCAUUCGUGAUGCUGCCGCUAAUAACGUGAAGCGUCUUGCAGAAGAAUUUGGCCCAGAUUGGGCAAUGCAGCACAUAGUUCCACAGGUUUUGGACAUGAUUAACAACCCACAUUAUUUGCAUCGUAUGACCAUUCUACAUGCAAUUUCUCUACUUGCUCCUGUUAUGGGCCCUGAAAUUACUUGUUCAAAACUUCUGCCUGAGGUUAUAAAUGCAUCAAAAGAUAGGGUACCGAACAUCAAAUUCAACGUGGCAAAGGUGUUGCAGUCACUUAUUCCCAUUGUUGAUCAGUCUGUAAGUUAUUUAACAUAAUUCUGUAAUCUUUGUUCCUGGAAGCAUUGGAUCUUUGAAAUCUUUGGAACUUAGUUAUCAUAUUUUCUUUCAUUAUAUAAGAUGAAAUGACUAAUUUUUAGAGUCGAAUAAAUUGGUGUUGUUAAUUGUUGUUGAAUAAACAUAGUUCUCUAUAUGUUGAAUUAAACGGGCUAAAAAUCAGAAUAUUUGCAGCUUGAUAGGGCUAGAUAGCAUUUGGGCUCUCUCUCUCUCUCAUUCUCGCGAACACACGCAUAUGUAGGUUCAUCAAUCAUUUGCAAAAUCUAAGGAUCAUGUAGUUGAGGACCUGUAAUCAGUUUGUUCUUGAAGUCAUUUCCUUUUAAAAUAUCCAGGGUAAAUUACCAGUGUUGUAGUAUCUUAUGUUUCAUUAUCUGGUUUAUAAUCAAGAAGGGUUCUUGAACGAUGCAGGUAGUUGAGAAGAUGAUCCGUCCAUGUUUGGUCGAGCUGACUGAGGAUCCCGAUGUCGAUGUCAGAUUUUUCGCCACCCAAGCACUGCAGUCGAGCGAUCAGGUCAUGAUGUCCAGUUAGAUUUGUUGUUGUAAUUAGCAAUUUUUUUUCCUUUCUCAUUCCUGUUCAGAAUGCAGAUAUAUUAUAUUUAAUGUCUUACUGAUGAGUUGCUAGAGGCUAGAGCUCCUUGUAGUCAGAUAAUAUGUUUGCCCUCUGAUACUUUGAAUGCAUUUUUUACCUCUUGUCCAGUA